AGAGAGCGCAAAGAGUACAGCUCCUGAGAGGGCGGAGGUUGAUGAGCUAAUACAAUCCAUCGCCGCUCCCGAAACUUAAAGAAAUGUUUUUGAUGCAAGUCCUGGUUGUUGUAGAAGCUCUUAAAAAUGGGAACAUGUAAGUUUCCAGGAUGAUUUUCCAAACAGUUCUGGAAACUGAACGUUGAGCAAUUUGGGAACAGAAACGGCGAAGUUCCUCAUUGCCAAACCUGUUGUUUGCGGGCUUACCUCCUCUCUCUCCUAUCCCUCUUUCCACUGAGUUUGAAAGUUGAGCCAAAAUGGCGUCGGAAUCGCUGCAGAGUGAUACCAGAAGCCUGCAGUCUUAUGAUCGUCCAGUAUUGGAUCAGCACGUGGACCUUUCUGACAGUAUGGUACAGCAGAGAUUAGAUCAGAUCAAGCGAGAAAUUCGAAAAGAACUCAAAAUCAAAGAGGGAGCAGAAAACCUUAGGAAAGUCACAACAGAUAAGAAAAAUUUGGCUUACGUGGAAAAUAUGUUAAAGAAAUCCAAUAAAAAAUUAGAAGAACUGCAUCAAGAGUUACAGGAUUUAAAUGCCCAUAUUGUUGUAAAGGAUUCUGAAGACGUUUCUGAUUGCCCAAUGACUCCUGAUACACCAAGUAGUGAAGCCCGGACUUCAGCCAACAGCAACAGAUUAAUGGCUUUGAAAAAGCAACUUGAUAUAGAACUGAAGGUGAAACAGGGAGCAGAAAAUAUGAUUCACAUGUAUUCUAAUGGAUCUGCAAAGGAUCGAAAACUGCUUGCAACUGCACAGCAGAUGCUUCAGGACAGCAAGACAAAAAUAGAAGUAAUUAGAAUGCAAAUUCUUAAGGCAAUUCAGACAAUCCAGACAAGUGAAUUGGCAUUUGAUAAUAAUGAUGGAAUAGCAAAACCAAUAAUAAGUCCCCUCGAACUUAGGAUGGAAGAAUUGCGGCAUCAUUUCAGGAUAGAGUACGCAGUAGCAGAAGGAGCGAAGAAUGUUAUGAAGCUACUUGGCUCUGGAAAGAUCACAGAUAGGAAACCACUUUCUGAAGCUCAGUCAAGAUUCAACGAAUCAAGCCAGAAGCUGGACCUUUUAAAAUUUUCUUUAGAACAAAGAUUAAAUGAACUCCCUAAAAGUCAUCCUAAAAGUGUUGCUAUAAAAGAAGAACUUUCUUUAGCAUCUUCACCAUCAUUAAGUCCUCGUCACAGUGUUAUUUCAACUCCUAAUUUAUAUAGUACUCUAUCAAAACCUGCAGCAUUAACAGGUACUCUGGAAGUUAGGCUUAUGGGAUGCCAAGAUCUUUUAGAAACAGUUCCUGGUCGCUCAAAAGCUACAGCAGUUCCUUUACCUGGAUGGAGCCCAAGUGAAGUCAGAUCAUCAUUUAUGAGCAGAACUAGCAAGAAUAAAAGUGGAAGUAGUCGGACUCUCCUAAGAACAGAUGACUUGUCUAGUGAAGUCAGUGCUGUGCUAAAGCUGGACAAUACAGUAGUUGGACAAACUAGCUGGAAACCAAUUAGCAAUCAGUCUUGGGAUCAGAAAUUUACACUGGAACUUGAUCGGUCCCGAGAAUUAGAGAUAUCCAUUUAUUGGCGUGAUUGGCGCUCAUUGUGUGCUGUGAAGUUUCUGAGAUUGGAGGACUUCUUGGACAAUCAGCGGCAUGGAAUGUGCUUAUAUCUUGAACCACAGGGUACUCUUUUUGCUGAGGUCACAUUUUUCAACCCUGUCAUUGAAAGAAGACCAAAACUUCAGAGACAGAAGAAAAUUUUUUCCAAACAGCAAGGGAAAACGUUUCUAAGAGCUCCACAGAUGAAUAUUAACAUUGCCACUUGGGGAAGGCUGGUAAGAAGAGCUAUUCCUACAGUAAAUAAUUCUGGUACCUUUAGCCCUCAGACUCCAUUGCCUACUUCCGUGUCAAUAGGGGACACUCGUAUUUCUGAACCAACAUCACCAAUCAGUGAGUCACCAGUAGCAAAAUUAGAAUUUGAUACUGAACCUGCACCCACACCUCCCAGAGCAUCUUCCAUUGGAGAAAUAAAUCAUUCAGCGGACGAGAUGAAGAUUACAGAUCAGCAGAUUCAGGAGCCUGAAAUUAUAUGCGAACCUGAAGUCCCAGAGCCUGAUCAGAGUGCAUUGCAUCUUCCAGAACCAGAUAGACACAGCAUUCACCAGAGUCCUCAAUUCAGCAUUCAAGAUUUCAGAUGUGUUGCUGUUCUUGGUAGGGGGCACUUCGGAAAGGUACUUCUGGCAGAAUACCAAAACACAGGUGAAAUGUUUGCAAUCAAGGCAUUAAAGAAGGGUGACAUUGUUGCUCGAGAUGAAGUAGACAGCCUUAUGUGUGAAAAACGGAUCUUUGAGGCUGUGAAUAGUGUAAGACAUCCAUUUUUGGUAAACCUCUUUGCCUGCUUCCAAACCAAAGAUCAUGUGUGCUUUGUAAUGGAGUAUGCUGCUGGCGGUGAUCUGAUGAUGCACAUUCAUGCAGAUGUGUUCUCUGAGCCUAGGGCCAUAUUUUAUGCUGCUUGUGUAGUCCUUGGUUUACAGUUUCUGCAUGACCACAAGAUAGUGUACAGAGAUCUGAAGUUGGAUAAUCUGUUACUGGAUACAGAAGGCUUUGUGAAAAUUGCAGAUUUUGGUCUUUGUAAAGAAGGAAUGGGUUUUGGAGAUAGGACAAAUACCUUUUGUGGCACUCCAGAAUUUCUUGCUCCAGAAGUGCUAACAGAAACGUCAUACACUAGAGCAGUGGAUUGGUGGGGACUUGGUGUUCUCAUCUAUGAAAUGCUGGUUGGUGAGUCACCAUUUCCUGGGGAUGAUGAGGAGGAGGUAUUUGACAGUAUUGUAAAUGAUGAAGUAAGGUAUCCACGGUUCUUGUCCACUGAAGCCAUUUCAGUUAUGAGAAGGCUUUUGAGGAGAAAUCCAGAAAGACGACUUGGAGCCAGUGAGAGAGAUGCAGAAGAUGUGAAGAAGCACCCAUUCUUUAGAACUGUUGAUUGGAACGCUCUGUUAGCAAAAAAAGUAAAGCCACCAUUUGUGCCCACAAUUAGAGGACGAGAAGAUGUUAGCAAUUUUGAUGAAGAAUUUACAUCAGAAAUGCCUAUUCUCACACCACCACGGGAGCCAAGGGUUCUUUCUGAUGAGGAACAAUGUAUGUUUGCCGAUUUUGAUUACAUAGCAGAUUGGUGCUGACACCUCAGUGAAGACUUAAAAAAAAAUUAUGGUUCAUUCACGGUGUGACAGCUCAAGAAGAAUAGUACCUGUUCACUUGCACGUUGUGCCAUCAUCAACCUCUGCUUUAAUUUCAUGAAGAUUUUUAUUGAAAUUUUAAAGGACCUCUUAUGAGAAGUGGCCUAAAUCAACAUGGCUGUUUUUACCAGGACAAUAGAAAUGAUUUCUCUGGGAUUUGAAUAAAUUCAACAUUGAUCUUGGAUUAUUGCUGGUAUCUGUAAUACCUGGACCAUUUGGACUCUUCACUGUGUUCUCCUGUCUGUCUGACAGUUCUAACAACUGCCUUAUCUGGGGAAAGAAAAUGACUGUAUUCCCAGUCCUAAACUACAGGAAAGAUUUUUCUUCAUUAUCUCUUGUCUUCAUAUGGAUUUUAGAUUAUGGACUCAGCACUGCAACAUAAUGCCACCAUUUUUAAGGUGGAUGUACAUGACUGCUGAUAGUUUAUAAAAUAAUCACUGUGAGAAACGCCAAAAAUACACAUAUGAAAAGAAUACCCUACCAUACUCUUUUUAUCUUGGCAUUGAAUUUUAUGAUCUGGAGGUGUGGUACUGUUGCCUUCCUUUUUAACGUAUUUAUUAAUGAAGAAUUUAAAGCCUUAACUUUGUGAAAUGGCAGUAGAGGUGCUUCCAUAUACAAAUGAGACAGGUGUGCAAAGCCACUUGCCAAAUAGCCAUCUCCUUCAAGCGUUUUAAUUUGCAGUUAAAUGUAUACCAGCAAGUACAUAUUUAGCAGUGGAAAACUAGAACUUGCAGACACUUAAUCAAAAAAAAUUCUGUCCAUUAUGACCCUUGUACAUUAUUUUUGUGUGGCUUUGCUCAAUAUUCUGGCAAGACAAAUAAAUACACUGACAGAUUUUUAUUGGGCCCCUAUACUCUCUUUCUAGUAUCAUUUUGUGCCUCCUAUUAUACCGCCGUAUCGUUCUAGUACCGUACAUGCUAUAAUACAGAGCUGUACUGAAUUUUUUUGUCAGAUAAUUAAUUUCACCUUUGUUUUCAAGCAGUGGCAUUGUGGAGGAGUCCUUAGAGGAGGAAGAUUUUAUUAUUAUUUUGAGCCACUGCCUUCCAUAAUCUGUUUAUUGACAUUAAAAUGAUAAAUGCUGUUUGCAAGAGGAAUGUAACAUAUUGACAGAAAAUGUGUAUUUUAUUGGCAGCCAGUAAGGCGAAGCAUGAUGUACCUCAGAAAAAAUAAUCUCAGAUAGUACCUUGAACUGAGAAAAUUAUUUAUAAAAAUUAUAUUUAUGUGUUACCCAUAUUGUGGUUUCAUGUUAUAUUUUUGUGGUUUCAUUGUUAUAUUUUUUCCAUUUGAUUCAGAAAAUGCUAUUUUGGCAAAAUGCCAUCCUCAUUCACUGAAGAUUGUUUUCUCUUUUUGAAAAAAAAAAUUUCUGAGUUAGUUAUGAACAUGCAUGUAGAAUAGCAAAUUAUCUCCAGAAGAUUUUUGAGGUACCACAUGGUUCAUCUCUCCAAAUUUCAGAAUCAUUUUUAAUGCCACAUACAGAUAUAUCAACACAUAAGGGUUAGGUUCAGCAUCAAACUGACAAAUCAGCAUCUCACUUUUUAAACUGUACAUAUUUUUUAGUGUCAGUAAAUCUCUAAAAUGUUAGAGAGCAGGGUAUAUACAGAUUUAAUCUAAAAAGCACUAAUGAUAUAAAUGUAUAUUUUAAAUACCAUCUUUUAGUCUGAUAAACUGAUUGUAAAUAUGUUACAUAGCUUACAGUGACUGUUUAAGCACUUUGUAAGUAAAAUUGGCAAUUUAGAACUAUUCACAUAUAGUUAUGAAGUUGCACAUACUCUUACCAGUCUAAAAUUGUGUCCACAGUCACUGAAAGAUGUGUGCUGAGAUUAAAGCUUCAGCUUCUAGAUUUGUGACAUUUUAGCUGGUACUUUAUAAAUUAGAAGUAUUUAUACAGACUUUGUUUCAUUGUUAUUCUUACCUUAUUGUAUAUGAUGGACUUGUUGAUGAAUAUCUUCUUGUACAGAUAAAAAUUCAGUGAAGGCUUA
This is a messenger RNA of Protopterus annectens (West African lungfish), 5212 nucleotides long. RefSeq names its product protein kinase N2 (gene PKN2). Gene Ontology annotation, molecular function: small GTPase binding; ATP binding; protein serine/threonine kinase activity. Bases 297 to 3176 code for a protein of 959 amino acids. The record is from RefSeq and is a predicted model, not a curated record. NCBI's taxonomy places the organism in Eukaryota, Metazoa, Chordata, Ceratodontiformes, Protopteridae. The transcript is spliced from 22 exons. Gene Ontology annotation, biological process: signal transduction; protein phosphorylation.